This is a messenger RNA of Pseudoliparis swirei, 1950 nucleotides long. RefSeq names its product hyaluronan binding protein 2 (gene habp2). The record is from RefSeq and is a predicted model, not a curated record. Gene Ontology annotation, molecular function: serine-type endopeptidase activity; calcium ion binding. NCBI's taxonomy places the organism in Eukaryota, Metazoa, Chordata, Actinopteri, Perciformes, Liparidae. The transcript has 13 exons. Bases 57 to 1709 code for a protein of 550 amino acids. Gene Ontology annotation, biological process: proteolysis; blood coagulation.
GAUUAUUUAGGACCGUCGGCGCAGAAAGCAUCCCAUAGACGUCCGCUGGUCCCGCCAUGGCCCGGUUCCACAUCCACGCCGUCUGCUUCGUCGCGUUACUCUUUCAAACGUGCGCCCUCAGUGCGCUCGCAUGGGACUGGCCUGGUUUCACAGAAACGGAUGACACUGGUGACUUUGAGUAUUAUUACGAUUACACCACCGACAGCCCAGCAGAAGACUACGAUUCGACUUUUAACGACUGGUUGUAUGAACUCAUGGAUAUCGCAGAUCACUGUGAUCCAAACCCGUGUCUGAACAGUGGCAGCUGUGGCCACACUGCCAAUGGGAGCUUCAGAUGCGUCUGCCCUGAGCCGUACACGGGAAAGAAGUGUCAGACAGUGAAAGAUCUCUGCAAGAGCGUGAACUGUGGCCGGGGCACCUGCGUCGUCACGCCCACGGCUCCAUUCUCCGAGUGCAAGUGCAAGCAUCCAUACAAACCCCCCAACUGCACCAAAGCUUCUCUCUGCCGGCCCAAUCCCUGUCAGAACGGCGGCUCUUGCCUGAAAGGUCUCAAACGUUUCCAAUGUUCUUGUCGUCCUGGAUUUAGUGGAAAGCUCUGCGAAGUUGGACUAAAGGACUGUUACCAUGGGGAUGGAGAGUCUUACCGUGGCAUGGAGAGCGUAACGGUUAAAGAGGUAGAGUGUCUUGACUGGAAUUCCAAUUUCAUCCGGCAGAACGGGGGAGAACCCUUUGUCGAUUACGCCGGCUUUGAUGGAAUUGGACCGCACGAUUACUGCCGGAACCCUGAUGGAGAUGAUCAGCCAUGGUGCUUUAUUAAAAACAAUGGCAAACUGAAGUGGGACUAUUGUAAAGUUAGGAAAUGUACUGCAGCUCCAGCCACCCCGCCCAUCAUUGGUGAAACCGAUCCGACUCCGGCGCCGGCGCCGGCCCAGUUCUCCCAGUGCGGGAGGCCGCAGCCCAGCCGCAUGUCCAGGAUCUUCGGAGGGAAGAAGUCUCUCCCCGGGGCUCAUCCUUGGCAGGCUUCCCUGCAGACCAGAACCAAAGGCUCCUCGGGGCCCUUCCGCCACAUCUGUGGAGGCAUCCUCCUCCAGUCCUGCUGGGUUCUGACCGCUGCUCACUGCAUUGGAAGCGGAGUGGAAAUGCAGGUGGUGCUGGGAGGAGUGGACAUCGAGAAGGAGGAAAUAUUCGAUCAGGUCAUUCCUGUGGCGAAGGCCAUCGUGCAUGAGAACUACAAGCAGACCCCCGCCGCUCUUCAGAACGACGUCGCCUUGCUCCAGCUGAAGGUCCUGGACCGUCCGCACUGCGCCAAGGAGACCCGCUUCGUGAAGUCCGCCUGCCUGCCGAGCCAGGCCUUCAGCAGCGGGACGGAGUGUGUGGUGUCGGGGUGGGGAGUGACUGAAACACAGAAGUUCGGGACGGACCGUCUGCUGGAUGCUCGGGUCCUCCUGAUCUCGCAGGAGAAAUGUAGAGCUCCCCACGUCUACGGAGGCGAUCUGGACGACACCAUGCUCUGUGCAGGCAACUUGAGAGGAGGCGUCGACUCCUGCCAGGGGGACUCCGGGGGCCCUCUGGUGUGUGAGCGUAACGGGACCCACUAUGUCGUCGGUGUUGUGAGUUGGGGCGACGGCUGCGGCAAGAAGUACAAGCCCGGAGUUUACGCCAACGUCGGCAGAUUUGUUGCCUGGAUCGCUCGUCAUUUAGCUUCAUAAUGCGUCCAUAAUGUGCAUGAGCGUUUCUGACAUGCUGCCACUGACUCUGUCGUCGUUCUGUUGUGUCAAUAACACACUUUCCCUAAAGUAGAAAUGAGAUCUCUGACUCAGACAAACUUUGGGACAUGUUACCUCACAAGUUUUCAUGUUUUAACUUGUGUGCUUUUCUCCACAUAAUCUCACAAGUACAAUGGAAAAUCUUUACCGAGGAAAAAAUAUUAAACGUGUGUUCAAAAACAAA